GCCUUGGAGAAGGAGGGUGGGUGCGUUCCCUCAGCAACAGGGAAGAUGGCAGCUCUCACAUCUCUCACCCAGUUAUCAAGCGGGAACCCUGUUUAUGAGAGCUUUUACAGACAGGUGGACCCUGGGAAUACAGGGAGAGUGGGACCAACAGAAGCUGCCCUAUUCUUAAAAAAAUCUGGUCUCCCUGACAUUACACUAGGAAAGAUCUGGGAUUUGGCCGAUCCUGAUGGCAAAGGCUUUCUGGACAAACAGGGGUUCUACGUAGCUCUUCGGCUGGUGGCCUGUGCUCAGAGUGGUCAGGAAGUCAGUUUGUCCAGCCUCAACCUCACUGUCCCUCCCCCCAAGUUUAAGGAUACCAGCAGUCCGUCUCUAGGCAGCACAGCUCCUCUCUCCAGCGAAUUAUACUGGGCUGUCAGGCCUGAGGAGAAGAGUAAAUUUGAUGGGAUUUUUGAAAGUUUGGCUCCAGUGAAUGGCCUGCUGUCAGGAGAGAAGGUUAAACCUGUCCUUAUCAACUCAAAGCUACCUCUGGAUGUUCUUGGGAAGGUAUGGGACCUAAGUGACAUAGAUAAAGAUGGCCACCUGGACAAAGACGAGUUUGCAGUGGCUAUGCACCUUGUGUAUCGGGCCUUGGAGAAGGAGCCUGUUCCUGCCCUCCUUCCCUCCGCCCUCAUCCCUCCAUCGAAGAGAAAGAAGAGUCUGGGCUCAGUGGCCAGCUCUGUGCCUGGCCUGCCUGCUAGCCCUCCUCCUCCAAAAGAUUCAUUGCGCUCCACACCCUCACAUGGAAGCAUGAACUCACUCAACAGCACCGGCAGCCUGUCACCCAAACAUACGCUCAAGUCUGCACAGCAUUCAGUGACCUGGGUGGUCCCAGUAUCAGACCGUGGUCGUUAUGACGACAUUUUCCUGAAGACUGAUGCUGAUCUGGACGGUUUUGUCAGCGGACAGGAAGUGAAGGAGAUCUUUAUGCAGUCUGGACUUUCUCAGAAUGUCCUCGCCCAUAUAUGGGCUUUGUCAGAUACAAGGCAGAUAGGCAAGCUGACUAGGGAGCAGUUUGCCCUUGCUAUGUAUCUCAUCCAGCAGAAAGUCAGCAAGGGCAUCGACCCUCCUCAGGCCCUGACUGCUGACAUGAUUCCCCCCUCUGAGAGAGGCACACCUGUACCAAGUAUGUCAGGAUACAUGACCCCUGUGGGAUCAGAGAUGGCUGCUCUGUCUGAGAUGAGACGGGAUAGCUCUAGUUCGGUUGGUUCAGGAGAAUUCACUGGCAUCAAAGAGUUGGAUGACAUCAGCCAGGAGAUUGCUCAGUUACAGAGGGAGAAGUACACACUAGAACAGGACAUCAGGGAGACGGAGGAGGCUAUCAGACACAAGAGUGCAGAGGUGCAGGAAAUGCAGAGUGACCUAGACAGAGAGACUGCUAGUCUGCAGGAACUUGAGGCACAAAAACAAGAUGCCCAGGACCGCCUGGAGGAGAUGGACCAGCAGAAACAUAAAUUAGAGGACAUGCUCAAUGAGGUUCGGAUGAAGUGCCAGGAAGAGUCACAGAUGAUCUCAACUUUGCAGACUCAGAUCCAUUCCCAGGAGUCAGACUUGCAGAGCCAGGAGGAAGAGCUUAGCAGGGCAAAGGCGGACCUGGGUCGACUGCAGCAGGAGGAGAACCAGCUGGAGCAGAGCCUGGCUGCUGGAAAGAUCCAACUGGAGACCAUUAUCAAGUCUCUGAAGGCAACACAGGAUGAGAUCAACCAGGCUCGCAGCAAGUUGUCCCAGAUUCAAGACAGCCAACAGGAAGUGUCCAAAAGCAUUGAGCAGUACAACAGCACCUUGAAUGGAACCCAUGGAGGCAGUAUGACCAACCUGGCAGACAUGAGCGAAGGUUUCAGUGACAGAGAGAACGGAGGAUUCCCAGCCAUGGUGAGAGCAGUGCAGGAGGAUCCCUUCAAAGUGAAGCCAUCUGUGUUCAACAGCCAGCCUCAGGAGCUUCCCACUGACCCCUUCCACUCUGAAGACCCAUUCAAAACAGAUCCAUUCAAAGGUGACCCUUUCCAAAACGACCCCUUUGCAAAGCAGCCAUCAGCAACUACAGAUCCUUUUGGAGGAGACCCGUUCAAAGAGACGGAUCCCUUCAAGGCUUCAUCAGAAGAUUUCUUCAAGAAAACUACAAAGAUGGAUCCCUUCUCCACCUCAGACCCCUUCAGUAAAAGUGCCACAUUACCUUCCAAGCAAACCAGUCACUUCACAAGCAGCGACCCAUUCUCUUCAAACAACCCAAAACCAAAAGGGCCAGUCGGACAUGGUAGUCCCUUGAUGACACAUGACCUUUUUGGCACACUGGACCCAUUUGGCAGCAGUUCAUUCAGCAGCAGCAGUAACAGCUCAGCUGGGUUUGCAGACUUUAGCCACAUGUCAAAACCCAGAGAUCCAUUUGAAGGCAGAGCCAGCUGGCUUCCAGACUAUCAGAAGUCUGUAUUUGCGGAUGAUCCAUUCAGCCGGAAAAAUGACACCCCAGCUCUGCCACCAAAGAAAAGUGUUCCACCAAGACCCAAACCACCCAGUGGUAAGAGUACACCAGUGAGCAUGUCCGGCACAGCUGACCCUUCCAAACCAUGCGACCCCUUUCAGCCAUUCGGCAGCGACCCUGUUGACCCGUUUCAGAGUAAAAAGGGUCCAGUGGACCCCUUCAGCAGCAAAGACCCAUUUGCUCCAUCUGCAACUUCAAGACCUGACAAAGUCAAGUUUGGAAAUGAGGCUCAGCAGCUGGAGUGGGCUAAGCGGGAAAGUGAGCGAGCAGAGCGUGAGCGGCUGAAACGGCUCAGACAGCAGGAGCAGGAGGACCUGGAGCUGGCCAUAGCCCUCAGUAAGGCCGAGAUGUCUAACGCAUGACAUGGAGUCACCACCACACACAGCGCAUAGACAGGCUAACAUGCAGACAAAUGUGACUGACAUUUUAACAUAAAGCACAUCACUGGACUAACUCUCGAGUGUUCAUACUGACUUUGCUCCACACGUGCAUACAGCCACACCCACGCACACUUUCACUAUUAAUAUACCCCUACCCGCAGUUACUGGUCUGACUGCUGCUUGCAUCAAAAAAUGAGAACUGAGGGCCCCUGAAUUUAUCACUGCAAAUCUCUCUAGCUGACACAAAAAAGGUUGUGAACUCAAGGACAAAGAAGAAAAGAAGGAUGAAGAAGCAGAGGCUGCAUGAAAACAGACAGAUGCACUGUGUAUAUGCACUAUAGUGGCUUAACAGUAUUGCAAAUAAUUAAUGGACUGAUUGGAAUUGCAGACAGAACACUUUGGUAGUUUGUGUUGUAAACACAGAAGCAGAAGUGAAGAAAGAUAACACUACAAUCCAAACUGCCAAGGUAUUUUUUAAAAGGGAUUUUUUCCUGAUGUUUAAGAGUGACAUGGAUAUAUCCUUUGGCUACUAAUGAAAUAGACUGUGUCAGUUGGUAUGUAGAUCUGCGUUGGUUUAUAGUGAGGCAGUAGAGAAGACUGGAUUUGGCACUCAGGACUGAGAUUUUCUGUUUUUUUCUUUUUACUGCAAGGAAACACUUUCAGCAACCCAUACUUACAUAUGACAUGAGAAAGUGAAUGAUACUUUUUUAUUUUACUGUCAUUUUUAAGUCUAUUUUACAACUAAAUAUAAUAACUCACAUAUUUAUGCUUCUCUACAAUCCUCCUUGGUUUAAGAAGGGUAAAAUCUGUUUCUGAUAUACAGAAUUAAGAUUGACUUUAUCUGACCCUGAGUGAGUUGAAGCAAAUUUCCCAAUGCAUUAGUUUUCCCUCUAAAUGUAUGUAUCACCAGAUAUAAUCAACCAAUCAAGGCAGAAAACUCAGUCACAGUGCCAGCAGGCUCCACCGUCACUGUGUGCCCUUUAGUUUGUCAUUAUUGUCGAUGUUUUUUUGGGAGCAUACUGUAAUUACAAUAGUAACUAACAAGAUAAAGGCCUCAUGCUGCUAUAUACAUACAUGCAUACACCCCUAGACUAAAUCUUUACUUUGAAUAUUGGCUUUUUUCUCCUGGAAAAUUCUUUUUCUAUAUUCAAAAGAGAAUCCUCUUUCUCUAGACCAGUUUAGUACUCACCGUGGCAGUGGUCAGUGUGACUUUAAAACCAUUUUUGUCAUUUAUUUUGUUUGCAAGGUGCAUACUGUAUAUCUGAAUAGAUUGUGGGCACAAUCAGAUUACCACAAACUAAUACUGAAGACAUGUAGACCUGAGGACCCCAGCUGGUGAAGUUAGUCCAGCAAAGAUAAAUCCUUCUCUGUCUCAAUGGCUUGUCCUGUGUGAACAAGAAAACAACUUUUUCUGACAUUCUCACUAUUCACUUUCAGCGUAUUAUGGAAGGAUAGAAGUCUAACUGCUUUAAAUGUGUAAAAAAGAACAAAAAAUCUGGAGAUCCAUUACACUGGUUCCCUUUAAUGUGACGAGUACCUGACAAUGAAAACACAGUUGGAGAUGUCAGCAUAUCCUGUGGAGCAACAGUAACAAAUUGUACAGAUAUAUUUUCGUUGUUUCUGAGUGAGAGAGUACUAUGGGGGGGGUGAUGCCCUGCAGUACUGUCUUUCUCUGUUUAGUGUAUAUAGAAAAACAGAGCUAACUAUGCCUCUUCUUGACAGCUGUGCUUUGAUCCUGAUGCUGUGAUGUCAUACCACAUCCUACGAUUUAAAUACAAGAUGAGGGAAUAUUUUUGUUUUCAUUAACAUUGUUUUCUGAUAAGAGAAUGAGGAUUUUAACCAUUUCUAUUUAAGUAGCUGGAUAUUCUUUUAUUAUUUUGACAUAUUUUUGUUUUAAAAGAACAUCUGAUUUAUUGUACAUGUUUUGUUCUAUACUUUGUAGUUGAGUAUUAGCCACUCCAGUGCUCUACAGACCAGCAAUAAAGCUGCAGGGUGUUUGGAAAAGUUUGGAACUGGCUGAAAUCAGGUGUCAUUGGCUGGAUUUUAGAAAUAAUGCUAUAUCUGAUGUGUCAUAGUUCAGUGCUACAGCAUGGACAUAACCACUCUGUUUUUAUUUGAGUUGUCCCUUUUACUUGAAGUGGUGUAUUAUGAGACAGACUGAAUCAUGACAUUUUGUAUGAUUCUUUCUUUUGCCACAUGAUUACCCUGCCAUCGCAUUCAGCUCACCCAUCAUCACCACUGCUCAGAUCACCUUGUUCUCCUACUGUCACUUUGAAGGAGGACAUAUGCUUGUUUUCAUUUUCCUUUACCAUACCUUGGUAAUCAUGGGGAGAACAAAAGUCUUAUGCUUUGCUUAGUUAAAGCAAAGUUUUUUGAUGUUGUGUGUUUAAAAUUGAGAACAAACCAUUGACAGUACUUUGGUCUCAGUUCCAGGAGUGUGGUGAAACACAAACAUUUCAACUACUCUAAUAUGUUCAUUAGAAUUGUUUUAAGAAAUAAUUUCAAACCCUCCUCAGCAAUUUCUGGAGGAAAAAUAAUUUAUUAGAUAAUAAACUUACUUUAGAAAAUAAAAUACAUUGAAGUUCUUCUGAUCUCUGUAAAUCCAAUCAGUGUAUGGGUCAAUGACAAGACGUGCAUUUUCCAAACCUCUUAUUUCCUCAAAAAAAGUUCAUGGCAUAUAUUAGUUUGUGCUAUUAAACCUACUUUUUAAUAUAUUUUCAGAAUAUUUGGAUAAUUGAUUUCAUAUUUUGGCAUUAAAAACCCUAAAAAUGUCAGGGGGCACAACUCAUAAAUGAUCAGGUUACUGACACUGUUAAAAAUGUCGUUUGAUUGUAAGAAAUUCAAAAUAAAAUACUUGGCAUGAUGUUGUGCUUGAAAUCUUUGCAAUAAACAAAUGUUAUCAAAUUUAUCAUUUUAAGCCAAAAUCCUUCAAAAACAUUUUUUCCAGAAUUUGUAAGUUCUUAAAUGUCAAUGUGGCACAUCAUGGGAACUUAAUUUUGAACAUAUUGUAGCAUAAAUUGUAGCAAAUAUUUCUUUUCUAUCCAGGUAGUUCAGGAAAGUCACACCUCCUUAUUAAAAGCAAAUUCACUGAAAAAUUAACAGUGUUAAUUUAGAUCAUACAAAUUUCAAGUCAAUGCUUUGAGUUUAUCUACAUUGGUUCACACUACAUAUAACUUUAAUAUUUCACAAUAUGACAGAGAAGAUGAAGAUGAUGAAGAAUAUGCACUGUGGGUCCUUUAAAAACACCUAAAGUCAUUGGUGGGAACUGUAACUCAGUGGAUAACUUCACGUAUGGUGCAAUUGUGUCUCACAUGGAAACAACAACAAUUAACCAGAAACAUAAGCAAAAGAACCUCAGCAGGGAUUUUUGUACAACAGGCAACAUUUAAACACAAUAAAACACUCUGCCCAAGGGCAUGAUGGGUAAUUUCACCCACACAUGCCCCCCAGAUUUAAAAUGUCAAUGGGAUGAACAUAGAUCAGUUGACUUAACAGAGUCAAACUAAUACCGGUGGAUUGAUUUAUUCAUUUAAAUCAAGCUGACAGUAUUGGCCUAGUCAAAUGGUUUACAGAUCAUCAAAAAAUAAAUAAAAACAUUUCUUUUCAGUCACAGGUGGGUGGGUGCACUUUCCAUGUCAGGGGGUACAACUGAGGUAAAACAGCUACAUUUUAUUUUACCAUAAAAUUCUUGAUUUUAUUUUGAAAAUUUAAGAGUCAACUUUUUAACAAGAACAAAAUUAACAAUAUGUAUUGAAGUAUUUGCCUGUUUUAUUUGAAAUUAGUUGCAAAUGCCAGCUGGCACAACUGGUGUUUCAGGUAGUGAAACUACAAAAAGUGUUACUAUAUGAAAUACAUAAUAUUUAGAGCUCUAAAAAAUAUAAACUUUACUUCUAUUAAGGUAAAGAAGGUAUCACAUACUAACCUUUUUUUGAUCAAUUAUGUGACUACUUUCUUAUAAGAAUAAAAGUAAGACCAUUUGUCAAGCUAUUUACCCAUUUAAUUUGUAGUUGCAAAUGUCAGGUGGCGCACCCGCUAAUGAAUAAGCCUUGUAUGUCAUUGACCUAUAUAACUGGCUUGAUUCUUUGUAUUUCACCUUAAAUUCUGAUAAACUUGGCCCCUACUACCAGGGGUCAUAAUUUCAGCGAUCUACCCUUAACAAGUUUAAUGAAUGCAGAUUGUAGUGAAAUGUCUUGUGUUUUCAUCCAACGCUGGAACAAAUGAUAUGAUGGUCAUGGUUGAGGAACAGGUCUGCGUAAAAAAAUCUUUAACGGUUUUCUCAAAUGGACAAACACGUGACCUUUUAUUGCACAAAUUUUGAUGAAAACAAUUUUUUAACUGCUAAGAUAGUUUGGUUGUUUUGAGUCACAGCAGCCUUGAAAGAAGGCUUUGCACUCGCUGGUAUGACUUAAAUGUUAUUUAAGGUUACAUUUGGUUCUACAGUGAACUAGAUGAGGACAAUGAAGACCUCAGUAGUAUAAGUGAAGUAUCGAACAAAUGUUUAUCCAAGAUAUUAUACAUGCGUGGAACUGCCUUUUGUAAAGGUUGCUUAAAUGCAACAGUGUGAAUUAACCCAAAUCAGAAAGAAACACUUGAGUCAAAGUUUGUGUGCAGCUCCUGAUUCUCCUUUAUCGACAUGAACUGCCUCUCCCUUUAAUUUUUGUCUUGUUUACAUAUCCUAAAUAUUUACUUUGCUGUAGAGAUAUUGAGUACCUGUAUGUGAGCUGUGCUGCUUGUGUGAACUUACCUACGCUGUGAAGUAAAAACCCCUCCUGAAGAGCUUCUUCUGAGUCAUUAAACACAUAUUGGCAUUUUGAAUCUCUGCAGUGCUCCUGUCACAUUGAAGAACUUCUUCUGUUGCCAUUCAACACUGAAAACAAUUGGUACUGUUGGCUAACCAACUAGCUUAUUGUCAGCUUAUCUACAGGUUGACAAAGGACAAAACUGAUUUUCUAACAUGAUAUUUUAGGUUAUGUUUUAUGCCACAUGGUGUUUAAGGCUGCCGUUUACUUUUAUUAUGUAACAUUCAUCUUAUAAAAGAACAAAACUGACAUGAUGGUCUCUUUUUUGGAUUAAUUUUGAAAACAUUUCCAAACUUGACUUAAAAUCAUCACAAGACUGAAGUCAGAAAAAUAAAUUUACAGUCAUAAACUCAAGCAGCUGCAUGCAGUAGUUUUUAGUGUGAUAAUACUGGUAAUGCCACACUGCCAUGAUGCAAACAUCUAGCUUUUUGAUGGCAGUUAAAUCCUAGCCUAAUAUAAAUGCCAUUGUUUCCAGAGUAUAUUGAAGUUAACUAAAGUGCCAAUAAGUCGCUUACAACAAUGUGACAGGCAGCUCGUUUGUCAGGAAGAGUUAAACUUUCUCUAAAAAUGUCUUUAUGUGGUUUAAGAGUGCUCUCAGUGAGUCUGUGGUGUUCUAGUCACAGCUCAAUGGCUCAGUUACAGUUGGAAAGCAAACUCAGUGUGAAUUAGGAAGACAGAAAUCAACCAUGCAAUUUAGAACUGAGAGUCACAGGAUUUAACAGAAGAGGAGUAUAGUGGUGAAUAUCAGCUAAAACUUAAACGACUCACAAUAAAAUAUUUGAUCAAUACAAAUAUUAGGAAUCUGACUAGAUAAUUGCAGCCAACUUUGGUACUUUUAACCCUCUCAGCCUCAUUUCAGUUGUAACCAAAAGGUAGUGAAACUCAAUAACUGUGACCCUCACUUUUUCAUCAUGUGUUUCUGUUUACAUCCCACUGACCCCAAACCGUCUGAAGUGUACUCCUUAGAGUGCCGAGCUCCAAACUGGUACCAUCAUUCAUACUGUAUUUGUCAUCUGAUAACUCCAUUGUGCAAUAGAUAAUGUUUAUUUUUUUAUUGUUGUUUUGUGUAUCCUGUGAAACCAGUGUAAUGUUUUUGAUAUGUAGUGUAUGUGUUUGAUAUGAUUAUUUAUGCACCCACAACCAUCCACUCCUCUGUCAUGAUUUUGUGGAGAAAGUUCAUGCUUUCAUUUCAUUCCAGUUGCUGCAGAAUCUUCUUACCUCUCAUUCCCUAUUGCUUUUUAUAAAUUUAGGGAAAGGUAAGCCAAUGUCCGAUAAUAAAUGUUUUUAAAUUAUCAGCAAUCUUAGCAGUUGAACUAAAACAGAAAUAUAAGUAUGAUGACAUCUGAAAAAUACUAUUUACGACAUAAUAUUUUCUUAAUUUUGAUAUUCAUUUCAUUUUUGUUUUAAAAAGUUGGACUUUUUUGAUACAAAGUAUUUGGAUUCAGUAUUUACUGACGUUCUCAAGCUUUGCUCACUUUACUUUUUCUUUUGUUUAACCUCCAACUGCCCUUCCUCCCUUGUAGGUGAAAUAAUCUGAGCUGUCUUUAUUAAGAUGCAUACAAAAUGUAAACAGUCUGUAUAGUACCAUGUCUGUUAUAUUUGUCCUACAAAAGUGGAAGAUGAAGAAUAAAAGAAAACUUGAUAAGGAACCGUUUGGAAGGUUUCCUACAGUUACACUAAUAGCUGAGGAGAGAAUAGAUGCUGGUUUAUUUUGAACAGUGAUCCUCUCUACCUGGUCUG
Messenger RNA from Cheilinus undulatus (humphead wrasse), 9434 nucleotides. RefSeq names its product epidermal growth factor receptor substrate 15-like 1. NCBI's taxonomy places the organism in Eukaryota, Metazoa, Chordata, Actinopteri, Labriformes, Labridae. Gene Ontology annotation, molecular function: calcium ion binding; cadherin binding. The transcript has 27 exons. The record is from RefSeq and is a predicted model, not a curated record. The coding region runs from base 46 to 2877 and encodes 943 amino acids. Gene Ontology annotation, biological process: endocytosis; endosomal transport. Gene Ontology annotation, cellular component: clathrin coat of coated pit; plasma membrane; cytoplasm.